Molecule: messenger RNA, 4388 nt
Organism: Poeciliopsis prolifica (blackstripe livebearer)
Lineage: Eukaryota; Metazoa; Chordata; Actinopteri; Cyprinodontiformes; Poeciliidae
Product: G-protein coupled receptor 61-like
Exons: 2
Coding region: 457-1866 (469 amino acids)
Biological process (GO): G protein-coupled receptor signaling pathway
Cellular component (GO): signaling receptor complex; plasma membrane; endosome
Molecular function (GO): G protein-coupled receptor activity
Source: RefSeq, a predicted model, not a curated record
GAGAGGGAGCUGGUGUCUUCUCUGCCAGCAUUUGCAUCAGCUGCGUUUCAGAAGAAUCCCUGCUGCCACAGCCGUGCAGUCAUCCGGGGAGCAGGAUGCUCAGGGCAGAUGAAGGGAUGGGAAUAGAGGCUGCUUUACUCCAUGGGAAGUGCCUCAGCAGUGUUCACAAGGUACAGUGAUUGAUUUCCAGUAUGAAGCUCAGCAGUGGGAGUAAAAUCAUUUCCAUCCUCAAAGACAGAAGCAGCAGCAGCAGCAGCAGCGGCAUCAGGGAAAUAUUCUGGUUCAGCACGGGAUGUGACUGAAGACUCUGACAAUCCCAGCUUCACCCUCCGGACCUUCAAAACCACAUUUGACCCAAUUUUCCAACCUGGUACUUUCUGACCGCGCUCCCUGGCUUUGAAGGAUGGGUGAUGGGCCUGUGACUGACGCCGCCCGCCUGCCCCAUCCUACCCUUCAAUGGAGCCGACGUGGAACUCCUCCCACACGACUCCACAGCCCGUCUCCAACGUGUCCGCCUUGUCGCUGCCCGAAGGCUGGGCUCUGUCCCAGGCGCUAGCCCUGCUAGCGAUGCUGCUCAUGGAUCUGCUGGCUGUGGUGGGCAACGUGGCUGUCAUGGCAGUCAUCGCCAAGGCCCCGCAGCUCCACAAGUUUGCCUUCGUCUUCCACCUGUGUGUGGUGGACCUCCUGGCAGCCCUGGUGCUGAUGCCGCUCGGCAUGCUCUCGAACGGGGCCUUCUUUGGCGAGGCCUUGUGCCGGAGCUACGUCUUUCUUAGCGUGUGCCUAGUCAGUGCUGCCAUUCUCUCAAUCUCCGUCAUCAAUGUGGAGCGGUACUACUACAUCAUACAUCCCAUGCGUUAUGAGGUGAAGAUGACUGUUGGUCUGGUGGCUUCAGUGCUGGUGGGGAUCUGGGUCAAAGCUCUGACCAUGUCUGCUCUGCCGCUGCUCGCUUGGUUCCUGCAAGGCGGAAGAACUCCUCUCCUGGAGAGCGGUGGGGUCGGCGGAGGAGAUGGAGGGGCCAUCCCACCUCCCCCCACCUCUCAGGGUCACCGGCGCUGCUCCCUUCACUGGACUGGAGGAGGCUCAAACCGCUUAGCCUUCAUGGUCCUUUUCACUCUUGUGUACUUCCUCUGCCCGCUGUUGGUUAUCCUCGUCGUUUACUGCAACAUGUUCAAAGUGGCUCGGGUGGCCGCCAUGCACCAUGGGCCGCUUCCUACUUGGAUGGACACGCCGCGACGGCAGCGGUCAGAGUCGCUCAGCAGCAGGUCCACUAUGGUCACCAGCUCUGGCACGGGGACUGGCACCGACAGAGCCACUCCACACCGACCCUUCGGGGGAGGAAAAGCUGCGGCCGUGUUGGCGGCUGUAGGUGGGCAGUUCCUGUGCUGCUGGCUGCCCUACUUCACUUUCCACCUGUACUCAGCUCUGGCUGCCAGUCCACCCGCUGCACUGGCCUCUCUGGAGGAAGUGGUGACCUGGAUCGGCUACUUCUGCUUCACCUCCAACCCGUUCUUCUACGGCUGCCUGAACAGACAGAUCCGCGAGGAGCUCGGCAAGCAUCUUCCUUGCCUGUUUCGCAGAGCUGGGGUCGAAAUGGAGGACAGACUGCCGAGCCGUGACGGGUCCAUAGAGGAGAACUUUCUUCAGUUUCUUCAAGGCACUGCCUGCAACCUGGACCCUCAAAACUCUCGCAGCACUUCCAGCCCGAAGGGGGGAGAGGCCUGCUGCCCUGUUGCUCAGUGCCAACCGACUGAGAUAGCACAACCCAUUCCUAUUGAUUUCCGCAUCCCUGGACAGAUUGCAGAGGAGACUUCAGAGUUUAUUGAGAUUGAACAGGCAAAAAACAACCAUAUAUAUACAGACAAUUAGUUUUCAUGUUGCAAGCAAAGACAUAAAGAGUUUCAGGAAAUUUUCUCUUUUUUUCACCUUUUUUGAAAGAUGUGACUUGAUUUGACCCAUUAGGUUUUCAGCAUAUUUUUCAGCUCCUAGUGUCAAAUUUACGGUGCCUCGCAGAAGUAUAAAUACUAAUUGAGCUUUUUCACAUUUUUAACAUUACAACUGAAAAGUCUGUGUAUCAUUUAUUCUUCAAAGUUGUUUAUGAAGUGGAAAGAAAAUGUACAUAGAUUUACAAGUUUUUACAAAUUUAAAAGGAUAUGUAAAUUUACAAAUACAAAUCUGAAAAGAGUCCGCAUGUAUUCCCUUACUAACCUCCUUUACACUCAAAUAAAUUGCCUUAAGAUGUCACCUAAUUAAACCAAAGCAAGUAUUAUCCCUGUGUCUAAAUUGAUCUUUGAAUAAAUGUAGUUGCUCUUGAGAGACUAGUUAGAGAACAAACAGCAUCAUACAGACCAAGGAACACAGCAGAAAGGUCAGGGAUAAAAUUGGGGCGAAGAUCAAAGCAGGUCAGAAAACAAUAUCCUGACAAUGUCCCAACCUUUCAGUACCUCUAGUUCAAUCUAGUUCUUUCUAGUUCAAUCAGUUGUCCAGAAAUCGAAAUUGAGUAGCAAACCUACCAAGAUGGCCGCCCACCUAAACCAAUGGCUAGCAGUUUUUACAAAAACAUUUUGCUUAGAAAAUCAAAAACAACAUCUCUCUUUUGAUGCAAAACAGCUUGUUUUCAUAAUACAUGCUAUAGAAAAUUUCUUUAGAUUUUUAAACAAAUUGCAAAGUGCAAAACAAUUGAAAUGGAGAGUUUUACCUUUCAGCAGGAUAACCACCCUUAAUAAUCAGAAAGUUUAGGGUAAAACACUGUGGCUUACAUCACAGCAUGUUCAAGCCUAGUCAAAGUCUAGGCCUAAUCUGAAUGUGUCUAAAACUGUGAAAAGACUCACGGUUAAAACAUGCAACUUACAGUAACUAAAAACUAUGUAUUAUUUUCCUUUCACUUCACAACAAUGUUCUACUUUCUGUUGGCCUGACACAUAUAAGUCCAGUCAAAUACAGAACAUUUUGUUGUAAUUUGAUAAAUUGUGAAAAAAUUUCAAAAGGUAUUAAUAUUUCUGCAAGAGAUUGUAAAGGAUUGUGUUUCUAACUGUUCCUUAAAAAAGGGGCCAUUCCUAUACAAGUGAUGAAUUUGAAGAAUUGCUGCACUUUGGCUUUAAACUCAAACACUCAGCUCAGAACCUUGAAAAUUCACACUGAAAGAACCCUUUAAAAAAUGCAAAGUCAUACAUUGUAACAGUAUUUAGAAAUCUAGUUACAUGAGGGGAACAAAAUGGCGCUUUAGGGAAUGUUUUUGUAAUUUUAGGGGAUCAAAUAUAAAGUCUAUGAUACAAAUACAACAUUUUUUGGUCUAAAUAAGUUGGUUUUGGUGAAUUUUUUUAUGAAAUUAGAACAAGACAGUAAUAAAAUGACUGUCUUGUUUAAUCUAAAACGCCAGUCCCCAAAUCCAGCCUGGUGGUUUAAUUUUUUAUGGAAGUGGUGCAGAUGAUGCAGCUUUCUUUCUUUCAAUAAGACCUUCUUUAUUUUUCCGAAGUAAUCAGGUGAGAUUUAAAGUGGCUCCAUUUAGAUUAAAAAACAUCUUCAGGGUUAUUGAAACUCUCUGCCAUGCAGUUUACGAAGCAGGAUGUUUGGAUAUGGCUUUUUAAACAGUAUUAUAUGAGAGCACUGCAUUACAUCCAAAUAGGGUUCUGUUUCUUUUGUUGUUUAAUGUAAUAAACUGUGUUUAUUUUUUUUUUUGUAAGAACAUAUAUGUUUAUGUUGUGUACGCCACUCAGUGAGUGCAGUUUUUUUUAUAUUGUGAAUCUCAGAUUUUAACAUUCAACUAAAGAUAAGUAAGAUAAGAUUUUUGUUUUCUUAACAAGUGAACAGAACUUGUCGCUCUGUUUUUGCCUGUGGACAUUUUUUUGGAAAAACCUUUACAUUAACGACCGGGAUCAGGGGCUUUCACAGUACCUCAGUGCAGGAAAUGAGGAUUUUUAUGGUUCAGUGUCUCCAGUCAGGUAUCAUUUCUGCACUCUAAGUUAAUGUAGGAACCACAGAACAUCUGCUUUUUAAAGGUUUACUAGGAAUAAGGGUUAUAAAGUUUCUGACCUUGACAAUGUAUUCAGCUGGUAUUUUAUAUCAAACUGUUAAGGAUAAAAUAUGUCGGCUUGACUGGCAGAAAUAAUCUUUCUCUCAUGGAAACAGGGUUUACAUAGAAUUUUCUCAAGGGUUGUUUUAGUGAUAAUGCCAGUCAAAAAUCAAACACUUGUUAAGCUUGACACUUUGUUUUCAUCAUGACUAGAUAAUAUCCCAAACUGUGAAUGAUGUGUUAUAGGGUUCUCUUUUGUUCAGAGAUCAAUUUUAUGCUGUGACAACAAAAAAAAAGAAUAACUUCCACUGUUCUGCAACCAACAAUUUGAAUGUGUUCAGGGGAAAAGGCCGAACCUUGAGUGGAAGAAAGUGUUGUA